CUCUCCACUACUCUACUGUUGCUCGUCGUCGUGUCGCGAAGAAAUAAAAGUCAGUGAGCGGAGAGGACUCGCGCCGAGAGGAACGUACUCGCCGUCGUGUCUCUUUGUCUCGGGUCGCGCUCUCGACAUGGUACGGGGAGAGAACGAGGAGGAGCCUCUACGGGAGAACGACGAUAAUAAUAAUCGUGUGAUAACGAACAACGAGGAUGCAGUGCUCGUAGUGCAAGAUGAUACGACGACAACGACGACGACGACGACGAUGUCGUCCUUGAAGAGCUGCACAGAUGUCGCAACAACGGCGGCGCAGGACAACGGCACCUGCUGGGACAGCUUACCCAGCGUCAUCCUCCUUGAGAUAUUCUCGUACCUACCCCACGAAAGCCGUAUUCAAGCCUCUCAGGUAUGCAGACACUGGAGGUACGGACUGUUCCAUCCAAGCUUCUGGAAAAAGAUUACCUUUACACUGACAGACAACGACAGCAUUGUGUGGUCAAGAUGUUUAUCAAGUUGGUUUCAAUUCAGUGUGCAGGAGGUAACGAUCCGCUGCGAGUCUGCCAACAAUUUUGUCAGAGAGGCGUUGUUUGUGUUGAAAAAGUUGAGCAGUAACAAGCAGCUGAGAAAACUACUUUUAGAGCCCACAAGUUGUAUGUUUGAGUAUCCCACUCAGGACGUGAAUGGCAAGAAGUUGCUAGAACAGCUGUUGACUAUUAUGGAGACAUCCAACAGUCUGGAAGCAUUGAGUUUAGGCUGUAUCGAAGAACUGACGGAAGACCUAACUUACAUUUUGGAGCCACUCAAGAAUAAUCACUCCAAUCACCUGACUCACUUGAGUUUGGCUUCCGUCAAGGAUGAUCCUGAUCGAUACGACUUUUUGGAGCUGGAGUGUUCGAUGUUUAGAAGCUUCUCUAAACUAACAAUCUUGACAAUAGAUUAUGAUCAUGUCAGCGAUGAACUGCUCCAGGCACUCAACAGUGGAUUGAUGGAAAGAUUGGUGAUACACGUGCAUGGAUGGAAUGGAGAAUAUAUUGGAGCUAGCAACAAUGCAUGGAUGGCUUUUACUGAGAAAAACCCAAGCUGUGAAUUGCGUUUAAAUCUUAUUCACUCUUAUAAUGCAGUAAGAGUAUUGGAUAGUGAAAUUUUACAACCGGCAAUGCCUCUGACUCAUUUGAAAGUUCUAUUCUGCGAAAGUGUCAAUUUCAUGGCACUCAAUCAAUUAUCCCAUUGGUAUCCAAAUACACUGCAAUCACUUAUUUGGAUAGAUUCGUUUAACUCUCAAAAGAAUACAGUCAAUCAAAUGUAUGAUGUAGAUGAUGUAGAUGGCCCUGAUCCUCUGGUAAUAGCAGCGUGGCAAUGUAAAAAUUUGAGUGAAAUAGUACUCAUAGGUAAAAAAUAUUGUUUGCACAAUCUUCUUGCUAUCGUUCGUCUGAGGCAUAACAUGAAGAAAUUAGAAUUUGCUGAAAGUGACAUUGUCUAUGAAGAGUCUGCAUCAGAUCGCGAGGCAAUAAUUGACGAGGUCAAAGAUGUCAUGGGUAAGCAGUGGAAGCUUCUGAGUGACAAAGAGCUUCCAAAAGUUGUGAUAAAUCCUCUGAAUGGAGACAGCAGAGAAGUAAUAAUGCCAAUGGUUCUUCGGGAUCAAAAGUAAUUUGUGUCCAAGGAAACUUAAAAUUUAAGCCACCUCAAGUACCAUCCAUCACCAACAGUCCUUUCUUGUGGAUAAAACUCAUUCUCAGAAGUAUGAGCGUAACGUCAUGUGUCAGGUCAUAUGUCAUAUUCUUGUGUUUUUCUAUGGAGAUAUUUUUAUGCAACCACGCAUUUUAUUUUUAAUUAAUUUUAAGUGAAAUCACGUCAAGAAUAUUGCGUUAUAUAUUUCUGAGGCUUAGAUGUAAUAGUCUGUCACGCAUUCUUUCACAAAUACUCCCGUGACAAGAAUCAGCCAUCCAUAUCUUAAGAAAGCUGCAGCAACCUGUCUGAUACUGAAAAGAAAUUCCGUUAUUUUUUCAGUAAACUUUUAUCGCAAGAAAAGUUUUACAAUGAUAUAAUGAAAGCCGAGAAAGAAUAUAUGUAAAUACUAUUUGACAAGCGGAUUCUGUUCCUCGAUGAGUCUGCGCACUGUUGAACAAUUAUGAAAUCGUAAAUUACGAAAAACAAAUCACAAGUACAUUUAGACUACAAGACUAACACUAAGUCUUUCGUGACAUGGACCCAGUUAUACAGGGUAAAUAUAGUAAUGUACAGUUCGAUCAUACCUCGUAAGAGAAGAAAGAGCACAACAUAGAUUCGUCGAGGGAUAGGUCAGCGAAGAAAAAAUAAAACAUCUGAACUUGAUAUCCUCUAUACAAGUAAUCAAGUUCUACAAAGUAGCCAGAAGAAAAAAAUCGCAAGUAUUUUUCCAUUGGGAUGGGAAUUUAGUUUAUAGCAUUGAUAAAAGAAAAGCGAAGAAUAGAAGUAGAAGAAGAAUGUUACGCGCAAUGUUAAAGAGACAUCGUAAUGCCGAGAAAGGGCAAAUAUUUUAGAGGAUUCACGCGAGUUACAAAGAAUAUUACAAAAAAUAAAAAAAAAAAAAAAUACUGCGCCAAGCUCGACGUCAACUUCGACGGCAGCAUAUGUAACUAUCGAGCGAUCCGAGGUUAUUUUUAAUACCAAAACCAAUCGGACGCCUUAGCAUAAGAAGAAGCAUCUUGAUGUGCAUACAACGCUGUGAUUACGAUAGGAUUGAGCACUUCCAACGAGUGGACGACUUUUAAUAAAUGCUCCCCACAACUUUAGCUCUCAAGCGUGGAGCGACGAAAGGGAAAUUCAAAUAAAAGAUAAUCUAUGUCUAGAUGAAGUUAGUCACUAACUGAUAUAAAUGUAUAUGUAUGUAUCUAGUAGCUUUUGAAUUUUAAAAUCGUCAAGUCUACUGUGUGUGACACAUGUCUCGAUUUCCGUUCACCUAGAGAGAAUGAAAGAGCAAGAAAGAGUGACGAUAACGACGAAAGAGCGCCGAAAGAAAGAGAACCUUUGAAUCAAUCGAAAUAAUAACUGAAAGGUACAAACGUAGAAUAGUUGUUAUUGAGGCAAUGAACAACAAACUAUCAAAAAUCUUCAAACACUAUGAUACGCGUUUGUUGAUUUCAAGCGUUUAUUUUCUCAAGAUCCUAUACUUGCUCUAUAACGAUAUCUCGGUCUUGUAGCUACUUGCACCGAAGUAAUGUUUUUUGUUUUUAAAUGUGAUGUUGCGUUUUUCAACUUGAAAGCCUACGCGCAAAGCUUAGAGUUUAUAUAGUAAGAUUUAAAGAAGAAGAAGAAAGGCCACUUGCGACGUGAGAAUUGAUGAGAUGACUAUCUUCGAUCGACAAAAGAAAGAAGAAUAUAUAUUUUCAUUGCUGUAGCCCCGAUGCUCCGGACGACGAGAUAUACGACGUCAACGGCGAGCGAGCAUACGGAGUCUCACCAUUGUCCAAGCAACAAGAUCAGUGUCGUACACUAUAUCAAUUGCAUCAGCGCGAAAGAGUACGAAGCAGGCCUUUUUACAACGUGUACCUGAAGAAACUAAAAAGUCGACGACGCCCUGAUGGUGUGAGUCCAUUCCAACUUAUUCUAUGUGGCCUGCAAAAGUAUUUAACGAACGAUCGCACGAGUAUAUAAUAUAUAUGGACGCGUAGCUGACUGUCAAACAGUUGAACGAGUGAUAGAUAGUCGAAAAUUUCUUGCGAGGGCUAGUCGGUGCUGUCUCGACACUUUGUAUGACUAUAGGUAAGAACCCAUCAGUCCCUUCCAAUCGUUAUUAUGCCUCUUAACGAUUUCACCCUCGUCUCUGAAGACCAUUUUUGUAGAAAAAAAAACUGCGAACGAGAAAAUAUAAGUGAGUCAACGUAUAUAAUAUACGCACUUAUUAUAGAUGUCAACAAUUUCCAUGUCUAUAAGCUGUGUAAUAAACUUUAAAGAAUUUCCACGUGCUUAUGGUAAAUCGUAAGACGAAUUAGUCGUCGCGAUGUGAAUCUCGUUUUAUCCCGAUAGAAAAAAAACAAACAAACACUUUCUUUUCCAACACUAUAAGUGUGCAUUCUCAAAUAAUAACUUAAGCAUGAAUGAGUGUUCCUGACGCUGAAUUCUUCCUUUUUUUUUGUUUAAGACGAAGAAGACGGUGAAGUAUAUAACGAAGAUAAACAAAAUAUAGAAGCCAAUAGACAGAGCAAGAGACAUAGGAUGUGAUAUCAUCUCGCGAUAUUUACAAAGCGACACAAAACUAAAGUAUAUGCGAUUCCGCGAAGCAACAAUAAUACGAUAGCAGGUGCCGUAACGCGGCGAAGAUGAAGAGACACACGUAUACACUAAUCAAAGACUGAACCUGCUAUCUGCGCGCGAAUCACGAACAAUCAUCACGAGGGCUAUGUAGACCGCAACGGAAAGCUGCUGGAUGUAGUAGUCGUUGUUCUUUUCGCUGAGACCAGUCUUUCAGUUGUAAAAAGUAUAUAAAAUGGCAGAAAAGAUAACGCGUAGCCCGAGUAAAGUAAUUGAUUUUUGUUGCGAGAGAGAAAAAUUGAGGGAGAGAGAACCAAGUAUAUAGCGAGAGAUAAUAGAGAUCUGCGAACAAACCAAUAUUAAAUGAAACAAAAAGCCCCUUCCGAGCGCGCGCACGAAGACGAGCGACAAAAUACGUAUAUAUCCAAAUGUAAAAGUAUAAGUAGUCAGCGAUAUACGAAGAGGAUAUAGAUUAGAGAAAGAUGGAAUAAUAAUCAAAAGUGCAGCAGCAGCGUACGAUGCGAAUCUUUAAAGAUAAAGGGAAAAGAUAGCGCAUCCGUCGGAUACAAUAGUAAUGAACAAGAGACACGAAGCUAAUUAACGAUAAAAAUAGGUAGAGUGUACCGUUCGAAUAAACAAAAGAGAGCGCGCAAGCAAGAAGAAGCAGCAGCAGCACAAGCAUUAGCCGGGAAAGAGAAAGAGAGCCACGAGAGCUCCGUUUAACAGAAACAAGUCAAGACCUAUUUUUAAGAUGCGAAUGUAUAUUUUUAUACUAAGGCAGGCCUUAGUUGUGCAUAUAAGACGAUUGCGUGCAGUGCGUUUUAUGCCGUAGAGGUGCUCGAGAUAAAAAGCGAGAGAGAACGAAAGAGCGACAACGCGCAAAAUAAUAAGUAAUGUAUUAGAGAAAUCGAUACGUAUAAAUAGAUCACAUAAUAUUCGAAUUCGGUGCGAACGUACGAAAUUGUUAUAGCGAAAAAUAUCGUGUCUUCGAAAGAGAUAACAACGGGGCGACGUUGUGGCACUGAUGUAAUAUCGAAACACACACACACACACACACACUCGAACAACGCUCGGUGUUGUAUGCUCAUUAGUAAAAAAAAAAGAAUAAAAGUAAAUAAAUAAUCAUCGCCAAAGGGAGAACACGUAAGCUCGGAUUCCUUCCGACAGCCGCGCGACGUGCGUGUGUCUAGACUCCAUAUAGCGUGUAGUAUAUAUUAUAUACCUAGAUCAUCGUCCAAUCGCGAUUUUUCGUUCUCUAUUUUAUAAAUGUAUAUGCAUUCGUUCACAAGGAAGGAUAUUAUUUCUUCUUUUUUUUUCUCGAUGGGACUAUGUGCAUAUUACUAUCUUCCAGAGAUGGAAAAAAGAUUCUCGAGACUGCGCAAAGCGAGUAUUGCAUCUAUAUAUCUACGAUGAUAAACCCCCUCUUAAGACUGACCAAACUCAAAUCUAAAAAGAACGUUUUAGUCGCGAAUCGUACUACUGUAUUUCAACAAAAAAGGCGUGAAAAAAUGAAGGAAUCCGAGCCGUCGCGCCUCUUGUCUGUAAAAAAACAGCGAAAAAAACAAAAAUCUGAUGGAAUUGUUAUAUUCGCGCUACUAUAUAAUGCGCUUGCGUAAUCAAACGGUCGUGCGAAACUGCCUCGGUCUAUGCGUCGUUUUUUUUCUCGCAAAUCCCCAACGACCAGUAUACAUACACACACAUAUAGGAAAAAAAAUUGCGACAACGGGCGUACACGGACGAGGCACUUUCGCGGCCGGUUAAGAGAAUAAACUUAAAGAAACUGCACGGCAAGCUAGAUAACAAACAAACAAAAAUCUGUGAUGCGCUGAGUAAAAGACGAAGGCCAAAGGGGCUAACAAAAAAGUAAUAGCAAGUGAAGAGAGAUUAUAAUAUUGAGGCGAAGAUAAUUAAUGACGAGUGGGCCGGCCGAAACCACAUAGAGCUAAACGGCCGAGCGAGUGAAACAUCUGUGAUAAAUAACGAUAAAUACUAAAAAAAAAAUAAACAAACAAAUUUUAGAAGGAUACUCGGCUAGAGAGAGAAUGACAGCAAGUUAAUAAUGAAAAUAAUAAAAAAAUAAAAGAAAGCGUUUAAGAAACAAUGAAUGCGUGCGCUAUAUGUAAAAUCCAGAGUCAGCUUGUGUGCUUGUGUGAUGAGAGCGAGGUUUUAACGAACAAAACGAAAAUUUUGCAGAAAAACAAAUAUAGAUUAUAGCGACAGAUCGAGCGUGCGCUAGAUUAGGACUGACAACGGUGUGUGCAAGAGAGAUCGCUGUACAGUGUUCCAUAAGGCACUCAUGUAAUGUCGCGAGAUAAGCGUAACGAAAGUGUAUUUCUUUUUUCAUUUUAUUCACACGGAUACUGUGCAAUCUAACGUCCGAAAGCGUAAUUUUUUUUUACUUCCGAUUUCUGUCAUUGCGUAGCCGACAGUAUACUAAAAUCACGAAAAUGAUCAUGUCUUGUAUAACAGCGAUAAUAGUACGAAAAAUCGAGAUAUUAUCAUGCCUAUACGCGAAAAGUCCGAUCGAUUCGAUGUAUACCCGACGCGCGAUUUUACCUUUUUUUUUUUUUCGAGACUAUACUUCUGGCGACAAGAAUCGAAAACUGCGCGACAUUCCACUUCCCCGUUAUUAAAGUUUAUUACAUACUAUGUACAAGAUACGCAGCUCGUUGCAGAAAACAGGCGCGCGGUCGGGUUGAAGAAUCAAUGCUCCACGAACAGUAUUAAGAGUUCCUAAAACAUGCUGAGAGCAGUUGAACUCGAGCAAUUUUUUUUCUUUCUCAAUAACGCAUAUAUGUGAAUGCGAACACACGUGAAAAAUCAAAAUCUCUGUUGCGUUACGUCGUCAUGUUAUAUGUUUACUUUUUUUUUUGUAUUAUCAUGUAAGUCCGACGAUUGUGUUUCCGGAGAGAAGUCGAAACUCUCAUUCCAGUUGUGAGGAAAAAAACCGAUGUAUUCUUAUGAACGACGAGUGUACCAGCGCAUGAACGGCUUUCGCAUUUCAUUUAUUUUCUCGAGCGAUCGGGAAAACGCCGCAGCCGCGGCCGAUGUUACGCGAGAAUGUACGAGUGAAAGUAUAUAAUGUGUAUAGACGCGCACCGAGGUGAGGGCAUAGGAACGUUCGGGCGUGAAAAAAAAAAUCAAAGCGUGCACAUGUAGAAAGUUACGCUCGAUGUGUUUGUCAUUUGAAUAAAUCAGUCAUGGCUCUAUACCGUAAUAUUAUUACUAUUGUUAUUAUUAUGAAAUCUUUGUCCAGAAAAAAAAAAUUCUCUCGUAAGAUGUCGUCGAAGGGGGAUGGCUUUUCGCCUCCUCUCGAUUCGUUUAGUUAUCUUGUAUAGUGUGUACAUUUACGUACGAAGGAUGAAGACGAAAAAGUUCUCCUCGUAUAUAAUGUUGUGUAGAUUUCAACGACUGCUCGGUCAUCCUUUCGUAUGAAAUGUAUAAAAUUUCCGAUUAAUAUUCAGCUCUGUAUUUAAGUCCAGCUCUGUCCCUCUACCUACCAACAACUUCUAAGUCAACUUGCAAUAUUGAAGAGUGGAUGUCUAUAGAGCUUUCGAGAAAAAAUAAAUGGGUAUAUAUAUAUAUAUAUCUAUUAUGAUAUGCGAACAGUCAUUAUUUGCGUGCACAAAAUUCGCCGCGGACCUUAUUCCACGCUCUGUAACUCGUUUUUUGAUGUGUACUUCUUCUGUAUACGCUAUAGUUUAUAGCGAGUCACUUUUGGCCGGUGAAGAAGUAUUGGAAGAAACAUUAUAAAAAGAGAGAUAUUUGAAUACCCGUAAAACUUAAACUAUUAUAUCUAUAUCGAUAUUAUUAAUAAAUAUUUACGCACAGUAAAAAAGGCUUUCCCCCGCCCAAGAUGAUGUUUCUUUUUGAUUUGUGAAAACAAAAAUCUUAUUCGUGUAAUGAAUUUUGGAAAGUACGUUUACAAAAAUGUUUGAGUAUUAUAUCGUUAUUGUGUAUUUUAUGGAUAAUCAUGUUAAUUGGAAAAUUGUAGGAAAAUGUAACCGCGAUGCAUAAGGGCGGAAAGUUCGCUUUUGUUCGAAAAAUAAAACCAAUAAAAAAAAACAAAUUGUAUAACUGUGAGUUUGUGAAGGAUUUAUUAUACAUGUGGUUUUUCUAUUUUGUAAUUAAAACGGAUAUUUAUAUUAAGUAGAAUACAUGUUUUCGACUGGUUUUCUAAAAAAGAUAAUACAAUAAUCUUUUAAGGUUAUUUUUCAGUCCCGAACUUGAAGCAAAUUUUUAAUUUUUCUCGGUAUUGCAGUGCCGAGUUUCACCAAACCUAAUUGUCAAAUGCUAUAAUUCUCAAGCAUUCAGUAAAUAAAAAAAACUCGCGUACAUUGGAUCAAUUAAGCAUUACUAAAAAAAUUAUUUAUUAAUUUCUAACCAGCACACGAGUAGCAAUAUUGAAAAUGGUAAGUAAAACGGUUAAAAAAAAUUUUGCUUUAGUGCAAUCGGCAUUUAUACAUAGGUAUCUAUAUCCUGAACAAAAAAUAAAUCUUCGGUCUCUUGGCAAUAGAAGAAAAAACACUUUAAUUUUAUAACUGUAACUUUGUGAAGAAUUUUUAUGCAUUGUUCGGCGAUAAGAAAGAUAUUUUUAAUGAGAAAUUCAGCGCUAAGCGCGACAAGCUUUUAAAAUUCUAGUCCUGGGCUUGCUAUAUUAUUAUUAUUGUAUGUGCUUUUUAUGAUGUAAUUAAACUGCGUAGAUUAAUUAUGUAUACAUAUAAUGACGUAGGAUAGAAUUUUUAUUCUGCCGGAUUUUGACGCCUAACUGUCCAGCGAGCAAAAAAAAAGGAAAUUGUUAUAUAUUAUAAGUUGUGUUUGAAAAUCUCAAUUUUGAAACUAAUUUUUAAUUUGCUCGUGUAAUUGUUGUCGAAAACUAUAUAAUUCUCAAGCGAAUUGACGAAAAAAAAGUUUGACGUGUAUUCGAAUUACAUUACUAAAAAAAAUGUGUUUGUACGCUAUAUUAAAUAUUGUUAUAUACCGACUGUAGCACCUUCAAAACACGAUUUUAAAGCAACAAACUAUUAAUAUUUGUAUUAUGCGUUUAGUGUGGGUGACGAUACGCGUGUGUGAAAAAAAAAUAAUGAUUAUAAUCAAGGAUACGUGCGAUGUACGCAUUGUAUAAAACCAAACACUGUAAUAGAAGUAAAAAAAUUUUCCUCUCGUUGUAUUAUAAUAUAGCAUUCGAUAUAUAUAUAUAUAACAGAACAGAAAAAAAGAAGAAACAAAUGUAUGUCAAGUGAAGUACAGCGAAUAAAGGUGUGGUGAGAGUCAA
This is a messenger RNA of Nasonia vitripennis (jewel wasp), 9499 nucleotides long. RefSeq names its product F-box only protein 33. Bases 128 to 1642 code for a protein of 504 amino acids. Gene Ontology annotation, cellular component: SCF ubiquitin ligase complex. NCBI's taxonomy places the organism in Eukaryota, Metazoa, Arthropoda, Insecta, Hymenoptera, Pteromalidae. Gene Ontology annotation, molecular function: protein binding. The record is from RefSeq and is a predicted model, not a curated record. The transcript has 6 exons. Gene Ontology annotation, biological process: positive regulation of protein ubiquitination; SCF-dependent proteasomal ubiquitin-dependent protein catabolic process.